UUCUAUGAUCUAUAUUGCUUUUUAAAACCAUAUAUUUAUAUAUUUAUCUUUAUUUAAUAACGCACUGUGUUAAAUCUGCGUUUUCAAUCUUGAAAUACACAAACAGCACCGACUCGUCGUUGAGCCAGAGCAACAUGGACACGAAUGUUCAGAAGAGACGAGAAAACAAGAAGUCGUUACGGGUUAAGGUCAUCAGUCUGGGGAAUGCAGAAGUGGGGAAGAGUUGCAUUAUUAAACGGUACUGUGAGAAGCGAUUUGUGCCCAAGUAUCUGGCCACUAUUGGUAUAGAUUAUGGAGUAACCAAGGUUCAGGUUCGGGACAGGGAGAUAAAAGUCAACAUAUUUGAUAUGGCUGGACAUCCAUUCUUCUAUGAGGUACGUAAUGAGUUCUAUAAAGACUCUCAAGGGGUGAUUCUGGUCUAUGAUGUUGGUCUGAGGGAAAGUUUUGAUGCUCUGGAUAGCUGGCUUACAGAGAUGAAGCAGGAGAUGGGUUCACAGGCCAACAUGGAGAACAUCAUCUUCAUCGUAUGUGCCAACAAGGUUGACCUGACGAAAAGAAGAGUGGUAGAUGAGAGUGAGGGGAGACUUUGGGCUGAAAGCAGAGGGUUUCAUUACUUUGAGACUUCUGCCCAGAGCGGUGAAGGCAUCAAUGAAAUGUUUCAGGCCUUUUUCUCUUCCAUAACUGACAUGUGUGAGAAUGGAGGGAAGCGCCCCACUCCAGAGGGCAACGUAGGUUUUACCAAAGAGCAGGCUGACAUUAUCCGACGCAUUCGCAACAGCAAAGACAGCUGGGACAUGCUGGGAGUUAAACCUGGGGCCACAAGCAUAAACACUGGUGUGAAGGGCGGAACCAUUGUAAUGUGUCUGCCCGGAGUCAUUACACUGACGCACACGCCACAGCACCAGAGUCCUUCUGCCAAGGGAGGAAGUCAACAAGGCAUACAGGAAGUUGGCUGUACUGUUGCAUCCAGACAAAUGUGUGGCUCCAGGCAGCGAGGAUGCCUUUAAAGCAGUGGUUAAUGCUCGCACUUCCCUGCUCAAGAAUAUAAAGUAGGAACGUAUGCCCACGUGCACACACACAAACACCCUUUGGUGUCUAUUAAAAAUACAUAUGCCAUAAGACAAAAUCUUUUCUAUUAUCUUCAGUGUGCCAUGUGAAUAUUAUUCAUCGUUAUUUUAUUAAUAAAAUUUUAUUGUUUGCUAGGGUUAGGAUUAGUUUAUUUGUAGAUUUUUAUUUUUAUUUAUUAUAUAUUUAUUAUGUUUAUUAAAAGUGAAUUAAAAACUGUUGUAAGUUAGAACGCUGAGUGUGCUAUUAGAAUAUCUGAAGUACAGUUAACAUUGUGACAAAAUGUUUAUGCAUCAAAAAACAAAACUGAAAUUGAACCUUUGUUUUAAGUUCCCUUGUUUUACGUUGAUCAGCUUCACAUUGCCAUUAAUUUGGAGAGUUGCCUAGCAUUAGCAGAGUUGCCUUCUCAGUGAAAAUUAAACUUACGACACAUGGAGAAGUCUCUGGACUUCAACAAAGAUCCAGAUAUCGCUGAGUUUGAUAUAAAGCAAUGCACAGUUACCAGAGGAUCUUCCAGCUCCAGAUAAUGUAAUAUGCAUGCUUCUUUUUUAUUUUAUUUUAUAUAAGUUAAAAAGGCAACAUGAAUGAUGCUCAAAAGAAGUGCAUCUGUCUGGCCUUAGCCUAGAUCCAGUGCACAGUAACUAAACUGCACUCUUUGGGCAUGAGGCAUGAUGAUGACCUUUUUCUCCUUCCAACCAAUUCUGAGACAUCUGACUGUUGUGUUGUGUUUUUUUGCUCAGUCCCAUAGGAGUACAGAUGAAAGACCACUAAGGUACUGAUUUGCGAGUCAGACUUAGCAUUCUAAUACUGUCGUUUAAUCCCGACAUGCCUCUCAAGGACGCAGUGACAUACAGUGUAUGUGAUUCCCAGGUUCUUCUCCUCUUCACAUCAGCUCACUGCAAAGAGGAGGAAAAUACCUGGAAAGAAACUAUGUAACUUGUCCAAUACCUUUGUAUCACUGCAAUAAAUCACAGUAGAUUUGGAAGAAACCAGUGCUAUUUAGUUUGACCACCAGAUUCCACUCACUGGAGUGUCACCAGUCCAUGGUCAUUUAAAGAUAAUCGAAUUCCAGGAGACAAAGAAAAAUGAAUUAUACAUAAAUUAACCUGUUUAAGAAAAAAUGCUAAUGCAGUUUUGUUAAUUGCACUUGUACAUUAGUUAUUCAAUUUAGGUACAAUAUUUAAUUUGGAUAAUAAUGGAUUUAUGUAUUUAUAAUAAUGAAUUUAAAAUCAUCUUACCACUUUGGAAUUGUCACUUCUUUUUUUUUUUUUUUUUUUUUUUGGUCUUACAGCCUGAAAUCAAAACCCCCCAAAAAUUCCAGCUUUAUUUAAAAAUGUUGCCUUUAAAAAGGUGACAGUUCCAAAAAUGUAUAAAGAUGGAAAAACUAAUUACAGGGUUUGAAAAGUGAUCAUACCACUGGAUCUGAUACUUCGUAGAGCUAACAUUUGCUUUAAUGACUCAGUCUCCAAACCUAGAUUGGGAAAUAUUUGCCCAUUCAUCCUUGCAGAAUUGUUUGUGUUCAGUCAAAUUGCAGCCCAUCUGACAAUAGAGGAUUCUGAUGCCAUGGGGCAAAAGUUUUAUGGUCAGAUGAGACGAAAAUUGAAGGAUAGGAAGGUCAAAGUCCUUGAGUGGCCAAUUCAGAGCCCUGACCUAAAUCCAAUAGAAAACCUGGGGAUGGACUUGAAAUGAGCAAUCCAUCGCUGUUCACCCCGCAAUAUGACUGAACUCGAACAAUUCUGCCAAGAAGAAUGGGCAAAUAUUCCCCAAUCUAGGUGCAUAGAGCUAGUAGAGAAAUAUCCAAACAGACUUAUGGCUGUUAUUAAAGCAAAAGGUAGCUCUACAAAGUAUUAAAUCCAGAGGUAUGAUCGCUUUUUUGUUGUUCUAGUUUUUCACCUUAGAAUUUAAAUUAAGCUGGAUUUUUUUUUUCCGAUGGGUUUUGAUUUCAGGCUGCAAGACAAAAAAAAUAAAAAGUGCCUUUUCCAAAGGGGUAUGAUGAUUUUCUACAGGCGCUGUAGACUGUGGUUACUGUGCCAAGACUGCUAUAUUACAAUGUUUUAUGUAAGCGUACAGUUUCCUAGUUUUUAUAAAACACCUUUUGGUUUCACAAAGUGUUAAGCUAACAAAACCAUUAUGGACCCUUCUCACAGACCGUGAUGAGGCAUUACUUCCUUAUUUAGCAGCGUAAAUCUAGCAAACUUUUUAUAUGUUCAAUUGUUUAAUUAUUUAGUGUACAUUUAUAACAUUGUUAUAUUACAUUAUAUUAAUCAAGUAUUAAUUUAAAAAAAACUAGUCUGUAUGCUGCUGGGAUAGACUUUCAAAUAGGCCUAUUGAGGGAGUGCCAGUAAAUUUAACAUCUUUAUUCUAACUGUUUUAAUCCAUUUCUCUCUAUUUAUUUCUCUUUUGGAAACUAGUGGAAACAUAAUAGUGGAUUUUUCCUUUUGCUGUUGGAGCAAAUUGGAACUCAAAAAUAAUAUUUGCUGUUGUUUACCAUUUACCGCUAUAGGAGUUUACACUGCAGUUGUAUACUUACGUGUGUUCGAUACCCAGAAAUGUGAAAAGGGUCCAUUGAUAUUGGUGUUGUAGUUUAGUUUACACACAUUGUGAUAAAUUGAAUUUUGUAUAUAUUUUAUUAUUCUAAAGUGUAUGAAGCAUGAAUGGAACUCAGCAAAUCUGUCCUGUGAUCAUGUCUGAUCCUAGGAUACUGUAUGGAGAAAGGGUAUUUGUUUACACUAACAUUGGAAUACAUUAUUAAGAACAUUUGAACUGUUAUAUUAGCAGAAAUGCCCAACAACGCUGUGUGUAUGUGCCAACAUGCAUUUGACAAUAUUUUGUUUGGGUCUUGUAGAGUUUACUCCAUGAUGUGAGUGCGCAUGUGCAAUAUAAAUUAUAUUGUAAAUGUAAAUUAUUUAUAUUUUAAAAUAUUUAUGUAUAAAUACACAUUUUGUGAUCCUUAAUUUCCUUUGUUUCCUUUGAAGUACAUUUUAAAAAGCCGUUUAAGGGCAUAUGAUUAUGUGCUGCCUUGUUCACUUCUGUAUUUUGGACUAUGUAAUGUGUACCUAUUUACCCCAUUGUUUGACAGUUAUUUGACCCAUAAUGUGAAGAGGUUAUAUUCAGGGUUGGGCUGUAAUGGAGUACAUGUAACUGUGUUACGUAUUCAGAAUACAAAAAUGAAGUAACUGUAUUCAGCCCUUGUUACAUUUUCAAGCACAGUUGCUUUAUAACAUUUUUGUUCUUCUCUCAUAAUGACCACAAAGUAAGGCAGAUGUGAAAGGAAAAAAGUCUUGUCAAUCUAGUAAGAACCAGCCUUUUUCUAAGCACCGUACAUGUUAAAAAAAUCAUAGAAUCCUGAGUUGCGGUUUUGGGUAUAUAUAAAAAAGGGACAGUAGGCACUAGAUUAUGAAAAUGCAACAUCUUAUUCAUGUAUAAUGAUUCCAGUACUAAAUAUAUGGCAACCACACCUGCACUCCGCGCUAACAGCUGUGCACCAGUAUUAAUACAGCUGGCAAAUGUUUUUUUCACAAAUAUAGCAUUCGAGCUAAUGAUACAUUGUUUCCUGCGAUUUGUAAUUGCUGUGUAAAUACAUUUAUGCAGCUGUAGAUGUGGCUUCUGUGCCAAGCUUUGCGGUGUACAGGCUGACUUCUCUCGAUAAGCAUUUGGUGUGUCAUGUCCACAUCGGAAAUUGCAAAAUGAAGAUCUGUUGAGAAAUAACAGUUAUAAACAACAAUAAUAUGAACUGGUAAAAUAUGGGAGAAAGUACUGCAAAGACUGGAGAGAGAAGGGCUUGAAGUAGUUCAGAGGUGUUCCAAACGAAGACAGAAAAUCUGUAAAUUUAGUGGCUUACAGAUGCAUAGAUGGCUAAUUCAAGGGUGACACGUAUUUAAUAUUUAUAUCUCACUUAAAAAAAAAAAAAAAAAAUCUGAUACAAGGGUUUACAACAAUAAAAAAGUAAGAGUAAAAGAAUUAAAAGCACUCCCAAAAAAUAAAAAAUAAAUCAGUAAUAAUUUAUCAGUAAUAAAAGAGAUAGAAUAAAUAGGCCUAAAUAUGCAAGCAAGCCUAGUUAAAAUCAUUCAUAUACUACAUCGUUGUCACGUGACCUCACUAUUUUGUUUAAUUUCUGCAAGUGACAUCCAGUAAUCAUCUCAAAAAUAAGUAUGGUUUUGCAUUUCUUAUCUAAUUUUGUAUCAAAAUGUAUUCAUCUUUAUCAGUCCAAUUAAAUAAUAGGUUAGGAAGAAGAAUAAAAUGUUAAAAGUUGUUCAGAAUUACCUUUUUUUAAAAUUAUUUAUUUAAUUUAACUUUCACAAAAAAAACAAAAACAAAAAAAACCUGUUAGGUAGCUACAAUGUCACAACUUGGAGCAUUUGGGUCUUAAAGGUACAGGCAGCAUUUUCUUACAUGUUGGAAAGUGGACGAAAUAUUGACCACAAACUGCCUUUUUGUUGACCUCCAUCCUUCCAUAAAGAAAAACAUUAGUGUCCAACUUCACAUAGUAUAAUUAAAAGAAACGAACUAUUCCGAUUCACUUAGAUGUUAAAAGCGUGGGUGUAGCAGUACAGAUAAGAUAAUACUGACGUCACACAUAAUUCUUCCAGCUGUACCUUGCCUUUACAAAUAUGUAUUCUAAAAGUAUUCUGAAUACGUUACUUAUUUAUGUGAAUCGGAAUACAUUACUGAAUACAUUCAAAAGAGAGUAUUUAGUAUUCAUCCCAACCCUGAUUAUAUUUCACUUAAUGUUUCAUUAGCUACACUCAAUAUACGGAACAGCGGUUUUGAACUGGAUUGACUGGAUUAUUUUUGUAUUGUUUUUGCCUUUCAUUUUAUGACACUGAUGUGUAAAAAGAAAAAAUGUGUUGAAAGGCAUGAGCAAAGAUGCAUGAACAAACAUUGUGAUUAUACAGAACUCAAAGAUCAGGCCUGUUUACAUGAAUGUCAAGGCCUCUGCUCAAUGGGGAAAGUUUGUGGCUCUGUUUUAUGCACAGAAGCAUUGACCUUCUCCAUUCAGGUUAUAUACAGUACACUAAUAAAGGAACAUUCGCAAAUUA
Myxocyprinus asiaticus (Chinese sucker) is the source of this 6104-nucleotide messenger RNA. Its product is annotated as dnaJ homolog subfamily C member 27-like. The record is from RefSeq and is a predicted model, not a curated record. NCBI's taxonomy places the organism in Eukaryota, Metazoa, Chordata, Actinopteri, Cypriniformes, Catostomidae. The transcript is spliced from 8 exons. The coding region runs from base 135 to 1007 and encodes 290 amino acids. Gene Ontology annotation, molecular function: GTP binding; GTPase activity.